UUUGCUUGUGCAGAUGACGCUUUACUACUGACAGGAGCCAUGGCAGCACACCUGUACUGGCUAUUAUUCUGUCUUACGUCUUUCUCAGCUACAUAUGGCCUUUAUGAAGAUCAAAUAGGAAAGUUUGACUGGGUUCAGCAGUAUGUGGGUGUCGUUGAACAUGCUGUUUUUGACGAGUCCAGCGUGCCUGCAAGGCGCAUUAUUGUGGCUACUGCACAGAAUGUACUAGCUGCUCUUUCGACUAAAAAUGGUGAUAUCGCAUGGCGACAUGUCUUGGAAACCUCAGACUCUGGAAAAGUUGAUCUGCUAUCUAGCGAAGGUCCACAAGUGACUACUGUUGCGGGUAAUCUUUUGCGAAGCUGGGAUGCCAUUUCUGCUGCACUUAUUGAAGAAAUACAGUUAGAUCAUUCCCCAUCUCCUGGUGUAUUACAACGAGCAGUAAGUCUUACUGAUAAUGAGGUAAUCUUGGCUGAGCUUGUUGCUGGAUCACUUGUAGUGACAACACUUGACCGAUCAUCUGGAGCUGCUCUGGACCAUGAAACGAUUGUGGCACCUUGGUUGAAUGAGAAUACCAAGUGCUCUUCUAUAGAUAAGACACUGGUAUGUGUGGAGCUUUCUUUAGGCUUGGUGUUCACCUUGCCACUGACUGCUGCAUCACCAUCCUUCUCAUCUCAGCCUUUGGCUUCUAUCGGAUUGGAAGAUCCAGGAGCUAAUUCCCAGGUGAUUCUACAGAAAGUCCCUGGAUCUACGAGUCAUUUGGUUAUUCAGGUGGCAGGUAUUAGGAAGCUUGUACAUAUACAUGAAAGUGGACUGCAUCUUGGGCUGGAGUUGACUGGCACAAAGGCUUCUUCCAUAACAGAAGGGGUGCUCUAUACCAUAACUCAAACAGGACGGUUGGUGACUAUUGAAGCCAUUGAGUUAGAAUCAGGUAAUGAGCUUGGGGAGCAGGGUGUGGUAGUGGAGCUUCCAUUCCAAUCUGGCACAAUCCUUUCACUUGCUGUUUAUCGUUUUGAAAGACGAGAUGGAGGCAUGGCUCUUCGUGCAUUUGUUACCUGUUCAGAUCAUGCACUUCACCUUAUAAGCAGUGCAGGUGUUGUUUGGUCCAGAGAGGAGGCAUUGGCUUCAGUGAUUGCAGUGGAAGCCGUAGACCUUCCUGUAGAUGGAGCAAACAUUAACUACCAAGAGCAGUUGCCACCUCGAACAGGUUUGAUGGGCAGCCUUAUACAUCGUGUCAAAACCCAAUGUUCUCAUAUUACUCACUGGCUUAGUUCCUUGGUUGGAAGCUCGGACUCUUUCGAGGCAUCCCUUCACACCCUUAAACGGGAUGAAUUGAACCUUCGGAAGUUGCUAGUGGUGGCUACAGGUAGUGGUAAGGUAACAGGGGAAGGCCUACUUGUGGUGUUUAAUCCCAUAUCUGGUACAGCUGUAGGAGAUAGAGGAGAUGUUAUACCUUUGGGCUACCAUCUCACUCAGGCAGUGCUUAUGCAUCAUGCUGAUGAACAGUAUCUCAAGCCUCUCAUGUUGGUGGACAAGGCACUUAUCCCCCGUAUGUUCCCAGUCAGUGGAGAGAAAGUUGUGCUGGAGCACAAAGAUGCCAUCUUCCUUCAUUUGACUCAGCCUGGCAGCAGUGCCCUUACAGGCUACUCUCUUAGAUUCUCUCAGCCGGGG
This is a messenger RNA of Cherax quadricarinatus, 1668 nucleotides long. Lineage: Eukaryota; Metazoa; Arthropoda; Malacostraca; Decapoda; Parastacidae. The record is from RefSeq and is a predicted model, not a curated record.